This is a messenger RNA of Colletotrichum costaricense, 369 nucleotides long. RefSeq lists its product as uncharacterized. The transcript is spliced from 2 exons. The record is from RefSeq and is a predicted model, not a curated record. Lineage: Eukaryota; Fungi; Ascomycota; Sordariomycetes; Glomerellales; Glomerellaceae. The coding region runs from base 1 to 369 and encodes 122 amino acids.
AUGGAACUCUUUUCCAGUCUCAGAGAAGACGCACAGGCUGCGAAACUCAAGGCAAUCAUUGACAAGACUUCGACUGCUCGGCUCUACGUCCAAGUCGAAGAAAAGACCGCAGUGGCGUAUUCGUCUCUAAAUGCUGAGAUUGAGAACAUUGCGGAAGCAUACGUUGACAGGGAGGCCAAACCGCAAAAGUUCCAGAAAGCACUCGAUCGAUUCACGAAGUCGGCCGGCAAUUUGCUACCGAACGUAGAUGAGGUCUACGCCCAGCUUUUCGAGGGUGAUGCGCAGGGAGGGUCGUGGGUUGGGGAUGACCCAUCUCUGGAGCAAAUGAAGAGUAUGCAUGAUGAUGAGAUCAGAGUCCGUAAUAGCUAG